Paralichthys olivaceus (Japanese flounder) is the source of this 2047-nucleotide messenger RNA. RefSeq names its product neuroepithelial cell-transforming gene 1 protein-like. The record is from RefSeq and is a predicted model, not a curated record. Gene Ontology annotation, molecular function: guanyl-nucleotide exchange factor activity. Gene Ontology annotation, biological process: positive regulation of Rho protein signal transduction; intracellular signal transduction. NCBI's taxonomy places the organism in Eukaryota, Metazoa, Chordata, Actinopteri, Pleuronectiformes, Paralichthyidae.
GUGUGUGUCCUGUUGUCAUCGAUCGUCUGCUUUCUUUGUACGCGUCGGGACCGCUCUAACGCGACUGCACGUCGUGUUUUUCUCGCUUGGUCACGACCACACUUUGAUAGAAGUGAUUCAGGAACGGAGCCGGUCACAAAAUGGAAGAAACGGAGGAAGCGUGCGGAGGAACGAUGGAGAAUAAGAAGCUGAAAGUUCGCAGGAUGACGUCGAGGACGUCCUCGUCCAGCGUUCGGAGCGUCGCCGCAGAGGCUUCUCCUCAAACCCUGCGGAGGAACAACAGCAAGAAGCCUCCGCUCCAGAGAGGCAGCUCCUUCACCUUUCUUACACCGGGGACUCCGUGGGACUUCAGUUUAAAGAGGAAGCGCAAAGAGAAGGACGAUGACACGGUCAGUCUGUCGAGCUUCGACCUCAAGGAACCCAGCAACAAGCGAGUCCGACCUUUGGCCAAAGUUUCAUCUCUCGUCAACUUGAUAUCUCCUUCAAAGAACGGGGCAGUGCGGCGCUUUGGUCAGACCCUCCAGUCAAUGUCGUUACGCAGCGACAGCAAGUCACCAGGGAUGUCCCUCAAAGCCGGCAGCAAGGCAGCAGGUCCCACUCCCACGAAACGAAGGAACAGCACGCUGUGGUCAGAGACGCUGGACGUCCAUCAGAAGAGCACGUUCUCCACCAAAGAGAUCAAGAGACAAGAGGCAAUUUAUGAGCUGUACAGGGGAGAGCAGGAUCUCAUCGAAGAUCUCCAACUUGCACGAAAGGCGUACCACGAUCCAAUGCUGAAGCUCUCCAUCAUGACAGAGGAGGAGUUAGCUCACAUAUUUGGGGACCUGGACGCAUACAUCCCCUUACAUGAGGAUUUACUGAUGAAACUGACAGAAGGAACCGGCCCCGAUGGAACAGUCGCUCAGAUCGGACAGAUUGUAAUAGACUGGCUGCCUGGUCUGAACGCUUACAAAAACUACUGCAGCAACCAGCUCGCGGCCAAAGCGCUGCUCGACCAGAAGAAGCAGGACAGGCGGGUGCAGGACUUCUUGCAGCGCUGUCUCGAGUCGCCCUUCAGCAGAAAACUUGACCUGUGGAGCUUCCUGGACAUCCCACGUUCACGCCUGGUGAAAUACCCGCUGCUGCUGCGAGAGAUCCUCAGACACACUCCUCCUGAUCACCCAGACGUCAUCAGUCUGGAGAGAGCUAUUUCUAUAAUCCAGGAGAUUCUGUCCGACAUCAAUUUGAGGAAGGGGGAGUCUGAGUGUCAGUAUUAUAUAGACAAACUGGAGUAUCUGGAUGAGAAGCAGCGAGACCCUCUCAUAGACAACUGUAAGACACUGCUGUGUCAUGGUGAGCUGCGGAACAAGAGUGGCUCGCGGCUGCAUGUGUUUCUCUUCUCCGAGCUGCUGGUUUUGACGCGGCCGGUGACACGUAAUGAGAGGAGCUGCUUCCAGGUGUAUCGACAGCCAAUCCCAGUGAGGGACUUGGCUCUGGAGGACGUGCAAGACGGAGAGAUCCGCAUGGGGGGGUCGUUCAGAGGGGCUUUCACCAACACAGAGAAAGUGAAGAACAUUUUCCGUGUGAGCUCUCUGGAUCCUUCCCAUGGCCAGUCCCACACCCUGCAUGUCAAUGACGUCUACCACAAACAGCAGUGGCUCAACUGUCUGCGCACCGCGAUGGCUCAGCAGCCGCAGGAGGCUGCACCUCGGGUUCAGGAGGGCGAAGCCAUCAGAGCCAAACGCCGCUCUUCCACCCUCUCGGCCACCAUCUGUGACGAAGAGACGGACGAGAACUGUCUACCCGUCUCUGGCCCAAAACUCAGGCCUCAGAAGCUCUCAAAAACCAGACUGGACAAGAAGUUACAAGGCUCAGUGAAGAGGAAGGAAACUGAGGUGUAGACAUUUAACCUGGUGGUUCACAUAUGGGUUCCUCUCAGACAGGCACGUGACGUCUUUGUCACAUGUCAUUGAAUUAUCAUGCAACCACUAGUGCUUUAGCUUCGUCUCUGCACUGAAAAAGCCUAUCCAAUUUCCGUCCAAAUGUAAAUAAAACUUUUGUCUUUCAA